CGAGCCUUUGUUUGGUCUCUUUCUCUCUCUCUCUCUCUCUCUCUCUCUCCUCUCUCGCGCUCGAUCGAUCCUUCUCCAUUGUUCUCCACCUCGACUCGCUAGGGUUAGGGUUUUGAUCCCGUUGGGAAUCGAAAGGAGGGUUCUUCUCCUUCGACUAUGCGAUCGGGGGAUUAGGGUUUGGGGGAGGAAGAGGAGGCGGCGGCGAUGGAACCGGACUUCUCCCACCCGAGCGGCGACCCGAGCUUCGAGUUCGCCUUCAACUCCAGCAACUUCUCCGACCGCGUCCUCCGCAUCGAGAUCGUCCCCGGCCCGCCGGAGAUCCGGUCCGACGCCGUCGGCGGCGGCGGCACCUCCUCCUUCUCCUGGGCCGGGCACCGCAAGCGCCGCCGCGAGGAGAUCAAGAAGGAGACCGCUGCAGAGUUCAAAGUGUACAACUCAGGGCAUAUUUUGGACUGCAACCAGCCAGAUAUAGAGGAUGGUGUGGCAGAUGAAAACCAAGACGGUGAAGCUGUAGCUAUGAUUGAAGAAUCUCCAUCAGGUGAUGAGCCUUCACAAUGCAGUGAUUCUUCUGGGAGUAUGGAUUGCUCCCCUGUUCCAGUAAAAUCUGUUUAUAUCAGUUCCGCGAUAUUAGCUGCAAAGAGUCCCUUUUUUUACAAGCUUUUCUCAAAUGGUAUGCAAGAAUCUGACCAGCGGCAUGCUACCUUGCGCAUAAAUGCCUCAGAGGAGGCUCCUUUGAUGGAACUGCUAAGCUUUAUGUACAGCGGCAAGUUAUCAAACACCUCUCCUUCUUUCCUUCUAGAUGUUCUAUCGGCUGCGGACAAAUAUGAGGUCGUUUCUUGCAUGAAGCAUUGUUGCCAGUUGUUGCGAAGUUUGCCAAUGACCAAGGAUUCAGCUUUAUUAUAUUUGGAGCUUUCUGCAAGCAUCUCAAUGGCUUCAGCAGUGCAGACACUAACUGAUGCCGCCAAGGACUUCCUCGCAAAUAAUUUCAGGGACCUAACAAAGCCCCAAGAUGGAAUAAUGGAUCUCCCGCUUGUUGGAAUCGAGGCGAUCCUUUCCAGUGACAACCUUCAAGUAGCAUCAGAGGAUGUAGUCUACGACUUCGCACUCAAGUGGGCCCGCCGCCACUACCCUAACCCCGAGGAGCGGAAGGAAAUCCUCGGGUCCCGCCUCUGCCAGCUCAUCCGCUUCCCCUUCAUGACCUGCCGGAAACUCCGGAAGGUCCUUAUCAACACCGACCUCGACCACGAGGUCGCCUCAAAAUCUGUGCUCGAGGCCCUCUUCUUCAAGGCCGAGCCACCCCACCGCCAAAAAACCCUGGCGGCAGCCCGCGACGAAUCCAGCAACAACAACAGCAACAGUAACCGAAGCUACGUAGAGCGGGCCUACAAGUACCGGCCCGUGAAGGUGGUCGAGUUCGAAUCCCCUCACCCGCAAUGCAUCGUGUUCUUGGACCUCAAGCGCGAGGAGUGUGCGGGCCUUCACCCGUCGGGCCGGGUCUAUUCCCAGGCCUUCCACCUGGCGGGCCAGGGCUUCUUCCUCUCAGCCCACUGCAACAUGGACCAACAAGGCUCGUGGCAUUGCUUCGGACUCUUUCUAGGGAUGCAAGAGAAGGGGUCGGUGAGUUUUACGGUGGACUAUGAGUUUGCAGCAAGGGCUAGACCAUCGGGGGAGCUUGUGAGCAAGUAUAAAGGAUCCUACACCUUCACGGGUGGGAAGGCAGUCGGAUAUCGGAACUUAUUCGGGAUACCUUGGACUUCAUUCAUGGCCACUGACAGUCCAUACUUCAUUAAUGGUGUUCUCCACCUGAGAGCCGAAUUGACCAUAAAACAACCGCAACAGCUGCAGACGUGCUGAGCUUCCCUCUUCGGUAAUAAACAUGCUUUUUGGUUCUCUAGUUGUCGCGUUGCAGUUGAUAAGUUCAUGGUCUGAGGGGGAGAUGACUUAGUAAAUGAGCUCAAUUGUAGUUUUUUGUGUUUGUAAUGAUGUAUCGGAAAAGAUGAAAAGAAAGUUGAAUGGCAUUGCAGAAACGAUGGUUUUGCUUACCAAGGUUUAGGGCAGUUGUACAGGUGGAUAUGUAAAUUAUUAUUAUUAUUAUUAUUACUACUAUUAUUAUUAUUAUUUUCCUUGUUUGUUAUGCUUCUACGAGGGAGCUACAAAAAAAAAAAAAUUGAUGUCUUAUGCAGGUC
Messenger RNA from Ananas comosus (pineapple), 2186 nucleotides. Its product is annotated as BTB/POZ domain-containing protein POB1-like. The coding region runs from base 205 to 1854 and encodes 549 amino acids. The transcript is spliced from 6 exons. Gene Ontology annotation, biological process: response to red light. Gene Ontology annotation, molecular function: protein binding. The record is from RefSeq and is a predicted model, not a curated record. Gene Ontology annotation, cellular component: nucleus. NCBI's taxonomy places the organism in Eukaryota, Viridiplantae, Streptophyta, Magnoliopsida, Poales, Bromeliaceae.